This is a messenger RNA of Cyprinodon variegatus (sheepshead minnow), 1967 nucleotides long. It is a transcript of the gene tdh2, whose product is annotated as L-threonine 3-dehydrogenase, mitochondrial-like. Gene Ontology annotation, biological process: L-threonine catabolic process. The transcript is spliced from 9 exons. NCBI's taxonomy places the organism in Eukaryota, Metazoa, Chordata, Actinopteri, Cyprinodontiformes, Cyprinodontidae. Gene Ontology annotation, molecular function: L-threonine 3-dehydrogenase activity. Bases 282 to 1418 code for a protein of 378 amino acids. The record is from RefSeq and is a predicted model, not a curated record.
GGAGACUGUUGUCCAGCUCAGUCAGGAGGGACAGACCACUGUGAUUUACAAAAAGGUGAAGCAGAACCAAGUCGGCCAGCAUGUCUCUCUACACAUGCAUUUUUAACCAAUGGUUACUGAGAGUUUUGAGAAUGUGAUUUGGGGGCUAAACAAAUGCAGUACUGCAAUUUUUUUUUUUGAAGAAUUGUUGUUGAUAUUCUGAGUUACAUCAGCCCACCUUGGAUCAACAGUCAGCUUUCUAGGCUUUCUGAGUUUCCCAGCGAAAAGGCCUGAUAGUGGAUAUGCAGCCUGGGGUUCAGGUGUGUAUGCCAGCUGCUGCGAUGCUGGGUGUGCUGUGCCGAGGCUGCCUCAGCAGGACGCAGCAUCAAACCAGUCGCAGCUUCAACUCUUGGCCUAGGAGGAUGAGUAGAUGGAACAGUCAGGAGUCCUUAAGCACUGAUACUCAUCAGGAAAGUCCACGUGUACUCAUCACAGGUGGUUUGGGGCAGUUGGGUGUGGGUCUAGCUGAGAUGCUGAGGAGCCAGUAUGGACCGGAGAGCGUAAUCUUGUCAGACAUCAAGAAGCCCCCAUCGCAUGUUUAUGCCAGUGGCCCGUUUGUGUAUGCCGAUGUGCUGGACUACAAGCGCCUCAGAGAGCUGAUAGUAAAUAACCGCAUUACUUGGCUGGUCCACUACAGCGCCUUGCUUAGUGCUGUGGGUGAGGCUAAUGUGGCUUUAGCCCGAAAGAUAAACAUCACAGGUCUACACAAUGUCCUGGACCUGGCCCUGGAGAACUGCCUUCGCCUCUUCGUCCCUAGCACUAUUGGAGCAUUCGGUCCUUCUUCUCCACGGGAUCCUGCCCCUGAUCUCUGUGUCCAGCGUCCGAGAACCAUCUAUGGAGUCUCUAAAGUGCACGGGGAACUGAUGGGAGAGUAUCUCCAUCAUAAAUAUGGAUUGGACUUCCGCUGCCUGCGAUACCCUGGGGUUAUAUCAGUCAACACUCCUCUUGGUGGAGGAACAACAGAUUAUGCAGUUCAGAUCUUCCACGAUGCUCUCAGCACAGGUCACCAUGAGUGCUACUUGAGACCUGACACCCGACUUCCCAUGAUGCAUAUCUCUGACUGCCAUCGCGCCACCAUAGAGUUUAUGCAAACUCCAGAGUGUCAGCUGUCUUUGCGCACUUACAACAUAGCUGCCAUGAGCUUUACCCCACAAGAGUUGGCCCAAGAAAUCCGCAAGCAUCUCCCAAACCUUAAGGUCACCUACAAUCCAGACUCUGUCCGCCAGACAAUUGCAGACAGCUGGCCUGUAAGAUUUGAUGACUCCAACGCCAGGAGGGAUUGGGGCUGGGCUCCAGCCUUUGGGCUCGAUGAGAUGGUGACAGAUAUGCUGUGCUCUGUUAGAGACAAGAGGACCAGAGAGGGAUUUCCAGUCAGCUAGCACUGCCUUUUCAGCAGCAGAGAGACAAAUGCUACACCACUGCAUUUCUUCAGCCUGCAUUUACCCAUAUGCUUGCUCUUACUUCACUUUGACACAGCAUCUGUCUUUUACCAGUAGCUCCAAGUCAGAGCCUUACAAUUUACAGUGGAAACAGAAAUGUCUCAGUCUGCUUCAGGAAAUCAUGCACUGUUUAAGCUUUUUAUCAUAUUUGUUUUGUGUAACGUCAUAAGCUUCUCUUUACAUAUGAGAAAGUAACCAUUACUAUCAAUUCUUCACAUUCUCAUACUUUGCUUUAGCGCCAUUGAUCUUUCCAUGCAGCACUACAUCACCCUUUGUGUUACAGUGUAUGGACCAGCUGCAGCCUUCAGAGUAACCAAACCAUUGUUUAAACCAGAAUCUUCUGGAAUGGCUGCUCAUCUAACUCUGGACUGUAUUUACCACAAUGUUCAUUAUGUCUCUCUGUUCACUCUUUCAUGAUAUUAAUAAUAAAAUUAAUAGACCCUCGAUGUAGAAUCUUUGACAGGAGAUUAUUUGAUUUUCUUAGACAGA